AUGGAAGAAAAAUCACCCCCAACGGCGGUGAUGGAGGCGUAUCACAGUGCAGGCCGUCGCGCCCGAGAGGUGUAUCGAUACUUCCGGCCAGAGCGCCUAGGAACAAUCUCUGAGAAUGCUUCUUUAUCCAGCGGCAUUUCUUCCCAGAGAGGUCGAGUAUCUCGCGAUGAUCAAUCUAUCCAUCAAAGCCGUGAUCCAUCAGUGUUAACGGAGCGAAGCACCACGCAAAGCUCACAAGAUUCAUGGGCUGCAUUGGGGUCUUUGCCCGAAUCUAUGGUACUGGGAGAACCCAGUACUACGUUAAAAUCCUUUGCGCAAUUGGCUGCAUUCCGCUUGAAUGUGGACCGGGUAUUUAUCAGCGUAUCCAACCGAGACUCGCAAUUCAUCAUCGCUCAAGCUGCUCAAACUACGAAAGGCGAUGGCAAAUACGAUUUCCUUGGCGACGGCGUGUAUACCGGCUGCUCGACACUCGACGCUAGCUCAUGGAAAAUAUGCAAGGAUACCAUUGCAUUGGCCCCAUCCAAUCGACUAACUGGAGAAUACAACUUCCUGGUAUCAAACGAUCUCAGCCAAGAUGACCGCUACAAAACUCUCCCUUUUGUAAAAGAGGAGCCAAACUUUCGAUUUUAUGCCGGAACACCACUCACGACUGAAAGUAAUAUCAACAUAGGCUGCUUUUUUGUCCUGGAUACGAAAACUCAUGCUGAAUUUACCCAUCUUGAGAAAGAGACCAUGGCACAUAUGGGCAUGCUCAUUAUGGACUUUCUCAAGGUCAGCCGUCAGGCAUCCGAGGGUCUUCGAGCUUCCCGCUUGUCUCACGGUUUAAGUUGCUUCGUUGAGGGGCAGUCGAGUCUUACGAGUAACGAACAAGACACGGCUGCGGGAGAUGACUAUCGAAAACCUGGCAGAUCAUCCGGAAUUAGCACCAAUCGCACCUCAAACGACCAGUUGGAUGGUCGCAGCCUCUCAUCUGGACGUUCUGGAUCUCGCAGCAAUAGUGCAUACUCUCUCGACUCUGCCUCUGAACUAUCGGUCGAGAAAUCCAUUCCAUCCAGCUUUGAUUCAAACUAUGGCCAUAACUGGUCCCAGAACAAGGCGAAAGAUGAAGGGGAGACUCAUCGAGGGAAUUCAUGGACAUUCCGACGCGCAGCCAACUUGAUUCGUGAAAGCCUCGAGCUGAAUGGAAAUGAUGGUGUUGUUUUUGUCGAAUCUGACAACGAUCCAAUGCACAACAGUGGGUCUGACAGUGAGCUUUCGAGCUCAGUGGACAACAGCAAGGCCGUCACCGUCCUGGCAUUAUCCACAGAAGACGGUGGUACGGAAAGGAGAACGCCUUUGUCCUGCUCAAUUUCAAAUUUAGACGAAGACUUUCUGCGUCGGUUGCUUAAUCGAUAUAGCAGAGGAAAUAUCUGGUCCUUCCAUCGGGAUGGCCUGUUAUCCAGCUCCGAUAGUGAGGAAUCAGAAGGAUCACCUGAACCCCGUGGGAGGAAGAACCCAUCUUUAAAACGAAUGAAGGCACAAAAGAGGAAAACCACAGAGAAUUCGAUUCUAAACAAGUGCUUCCCUGGGGCAUCCCAGAUUAUUUUUGUGCCCUUGUGGAACCCGGCCCAUUCGCAAUGGUUUGGUGGCUUCUUCUGUUGGAACACAAUCGAAAGCAAUGUUUUCAAUCCAUUAGUGGAGCUCAGCUCUCUUUUGGGAUUUGGAACCUCGAUCAUGUCAGAAUGCAAUCGGGUUGAUUCACUUAUAGCUGACCGACAAAAAGGGGACUUCUUGGGCAGUAUCUCUCAUGAGCUUCGCAGCCCUCUCCACGGUGUACUAGCAGCAGCAGAGAUGAUGCAAAGCACAGAACUAACGACAUACCAAAGCUCACUGAUGGAAACUAUCGAUGCUUGUGGCCGAACUCUGCUUGACACGAUGAACCAAGUUUUGGAUUACAGCAAGAUCGUGUCCCUUGAGAGACAGCUACGACAUUUGAAGAAACGAGGGGACCAGUCGCCCAAUCUUCGAAUGAAACAUCGCUCUGCGGCUCACCUGGACAUAUACACAGUGACUGAUGUGUCUGCUCUGGCCGAAGAGGUGGUGGAAGGUGUGAGUCUUGGUCAUCAGUAUAGCCAGCGACAUCAAUCUCCUGGUUAUGAUUCAAUGAAUUCAAUCACAGGUGGCGUCCCUGAGCCACAUGUUCUCGUGGAUCUGGAUAUCGCGAAUCACAAUUGGGUAUAUCACACUGCACCCGGAGCCCUUCGACGAAUCAUCAUGAAUAUCUUCAGCAACGCAAUGAAAUACACCUCUGAAGGCCGCGUUUUGGUGCGCCUUGAGGUAAAGGAAAGCUCUGAAAACACCCAUCAACAGGCACAAAGACCAGAUCUAGUGACAUUGACAGUAUCCGACACUGGCAAGGGCAUUUCUGAUGACUUCCUCCGUGGGCGAUUGUUUGUACCAUUCGCGCAGGAAGACACUCUAGCAAGCGGAUCGGGCCUCGGUCUUUCCAUUGUUCGCAGUUUACUCAAAUCACUCGACGGAAAUAUCAAUGUCCAAACUCAAGUUGGUAAAGGAACCACUGUCAAAGUAACCGUGCCACUCUAUCGUUCAGAGCCAGAUAACUGUGUGAAUGACAUGCGCUCCAUGUCCCAAUUAAUGCAGCGACAAGAGAUUACAAGUGAUCUGAGUCACAUUCGAAGGGACUUUUCUGGACGCAAGGUUGCCAUUUGGGGAUUGCAGCUUGACAGCGUUUCCAAGCACCCAUUCUGGUCAAUGGUUUCCCAUUAUCUAACCGAAUGGUUUGGUCUGGAACUGGUCUCACCAUCGUCAGGGGAAACCAUCGAUAUCCUCUUGGUCGAAGAAAUUCCUUCGCAGUCCGAGAUUAAUGAGAAGGUCACUGGCGAUCCUGCAUUCUUGCAAAUAGAUACCAAAGGUGUCGGUCAUGAUUCGAUAAAGGUCAAUUCGCUUCCAGCCACCAAAUUUGUCGAUAUCAUUCACCGUCCCUGCGGUCCCCACAAGCUUGGGAGAAUUAUUCGAAAAUGCUUACAACAUCCACUUUCGCUUCCUUCUAUCGCUGAUCUCAACAUUGUGCCUGAAAACUUGAAGCCACCAAUCAAGAAACAACUCGAAUCGAAACCUAACAAUACGUUGAGCGCCAUCAGUGACACAUCGACCGAAUCACCUCAAAUUUCCAGCAAGAAAGACGUGGCCCGCAUUCUAGUCGUCGAAGAUAACAAGAUCAACCUCAAUUUAAUGCUCACAUUCUUGAAGCAACGAGAAAUACCGACUCUGGACUCGGCUGAAAAUGGCCAACUAGCCGUGGCCGCCGUGCAAGAAGAAACGCAAGGCUACGAUAUCAUAUUCAUGGACAUCUCGAUGCCGGUCAUGGACGGAUUCGAGGCAGCACGGAAUAUCCGCGCAAUUGAGAAAGAGCGCAAUGCCAGUGAAAAGCCAGCCAUAAUUAUCGCUCUUACUGGACUGAGCAGUCAGAAAGACGAAUCGGAGGCCAUUGAGUCUGGAAUGGAUUUCUUCUUGACAAAGCCGGUCGCAUUCAAGCAAGUUGCGAAGAUCCUUGAUGGGUGGGGAGAGGCAGGCUUAUUGGAGCAGACCCAACCGACUCAACACGGGGUCUCUUCAUAA
This is a messenger RNA of Penicillium manginii, 3618 nucleotides long. Its product is annotated as GAF domain-containing hybrid sensor histidine kinase/response regulator. The transcript is spliced from 5 exons. Lineage: Eukaryota; Fungi; Ascomycota; Eurotiomycetes; Eurotiales; Aspergillaceae. Gene Ontology annotation, biological process: phosphorelay signal transduction system; phosphorylation. Gene Ontology annotation, molecular function: phosphorelay sensor kinase activity. The coding region runs from base 1 to 3618 and encodes 1205 amino acids. The record is from RefSeq and is a predicted model, not a curated record.